Molecule: messenger RNA, 312 nt
Organism: Pelagomonas calceolata
Lineage: Eukaryota; Pelagophyceae; Pelagomonadales; Pelagomonadaceae
Source: the annotation of a GenBank genome assembly
AUGGCCCCCACGCGCGUCAUGAAGAACUUCGAGACGACGAAGCUGGCCAAGGCCCAGCGGCCCAAGCACCGCAAGGGCCGGCCGAGCAAGCGCAACGUUGUGGUGAAGGAGGUCGUGAGCGAGGUCGCCGGGCUCCUCCCGUACGAAAAGAGACUACUCGACAUGCUUUCCGGCACGGGCGACGGCGCGGACAAGCGCAUGUACAAGUACGCCAAACAAAGAUUGGGCACGCACAAGCGCGCCGUCGCGAAGCGGGAAGCGAUCAAGGACGUCCACGCGAAGCUCAAGGCGCGCCAGGCCAUGGGCAACUAA